Capsaspora owczarzaki ATCC 30864 is the source of this 1040-nucleotide messenger RNA. RefSeq lists its product as hypothetical. Bases 31 to 948 code for a protein of 305 amino acids. Gene Ontology annotation, biological process: NLS-bearing protein import into nucleus; regulation of DNA-templated transcription; nuclear pore organization. NCBI's taxonomy places the organism in Eukaryota, Filasterea, Ministeriida, Capsasporidae. The transcript has 7 exons. The record is from RefSeq and is a predicted model, not a curated record. Gene Ontology annotation, cellular component: nuclear membrane; nuclear pore central transport channel; nuclear pore nuclear basket. Gene Ontology annotation, molecular function: phospholipid binding; single-stranded DNA binding; structural constituent of nuclear pore.
UGUUGUUUUUUGCGUAUCCAACCUGAGGCAAUGUCUGCAACGCCAGGCCGCUUCCUGUCGACCCACUUUUCAGGCCAAGCCAACACUGGCCAGAGCCCGACCGCCACGACGUCCAUGGGCGCCUCCAGCUCCUUCAUGGGCUCUCGCGGCGACUUUGGCAGUCAACGGCCGCCUCGCGCCAUCUCCAUGUCGCCCGACGCAGGCGCCACAUCGCAGGUCUUUGGCACGCCACUCACUGCUGGGCGAUCGCGCCAUUCCAUCAGCACCCCUGCGACGGGACGCGCACCCCCAGGCACCGGUGCACGAAGCAUGGCACGUCCGUACGGAGCGGCAGGCGCAGGACGAGCGCAAAUGCAAGAUACUGCAUAUGCGCCGCCGCUAGAGUCAUUGUACGACGAUUACGACUCUGCCGUGCCAUUCACCGCUCCAUCCGCGGCGGAAGCUGGAUUUGAGCGUUCUUUUGCAGCACAUUUGCCUUCCGACUCGAUCGACGCUCUUUCGGACAUUGCCCCAGCUGAAGGAGACAACUCGCUGGACGUUUGGGUGACGGUAUUUGGCUUCCCACCAACAGCCGCUUCGCUGGUCUUGUCGUACUUGGAGCAGUGCGGUGACAUUGUGCGGCACAUGAUGGCCCCGGACGGCGGCAACUGGAUGCAUGUUCGGUUCAAAUCGCAUCUCCAAGCCGAGCGUGCAAUCAGUCGCAACCGCAAAGUGGUGGCUCGCUCCAUCAUGCUUGGCGUGGCUCCCUGCGAAGAUCGGGGCGUUCUCGCGGGCGACAAGUCUGCUGCCGCGGGACUAGACUUGACCGCUCCCCGAGCGUUGCAUAACGCGUCCCAGCGCUCAAGACGAGACAUUGAUGUAUUCUCGACAGGCUACACAAGCAAAGCUCCGCAGAAGGUUAACCCGUCUCUUUUCCGGCAGACUAUCGAGUACAUUUUCAACUGGUGAUGACAUUGGCAGUCGAUUUAAAUGUGUUGUUUGUAAUCGAGCGGACUUAGUUGAAACCUGUUUGCAAUUAAACGAGCAAAUUUACUUUGAUA